AUGAGUAGCCAAGCGCUUUCGUCUUUUAAUCUAAUGACAUCAUCAGGGAUAGCCCUGGAAAGUAAACAUGACAGAGAUGCCUGUCUCAACAACCUUAAGCUGAACGUGAACGUUCGCGACAGCAAACGUCACGCGCGUCAUCAGCAGCAGCAGCAGCCGGACAACGCGACCUACACGAAACGGACCAAUCGCAAGUUGAUUCAGGGCAGCUUGGAAAACGUCUCGACCAAUCCGUGGGGAGAAGGCGGCCAACUUGCCGAAGAACCGUCGAGCCUGAGACGGAGCCGCAGCUUGGCGAUAUCGCGCGAGACUAUCUUCACGAGCUUGGACUUUUCGAGAGCUUCGGCUGCAGCUGCACAAAAUCGAAGGUCGCAGCUAAUACCGAGAGCGAAGCUUAUCGACAGAUCGGGCGCUAGGGAACAAAGAUACAAAGGGAGCAGCGUAGAAAAUUUGGAAGCGACCGGCAAAAGACCGGCAUCGAAAUCGAGACCGGAAUCGAAUCCACCAGCGCACCAUCAAGUCCAGAACAAAUCACGUCGAAGCAGACUGACGCAAAGGGACGACGAAAUCUACGCUUACGCGUCCCUUAACAAUAUCAACGACAAGAAUAUUUGGGACGUCGAACAGGAUCGUUUGGGUCCCUAUUUCAAAAACAAAUCGACUUCGAAUAACCUUUACAGAGCUUCCUACGAGGAUCUGCAAGAAUUAAGUCUUCCGAACUACUAUCCGGAUUCUAAGUGCGACACGGACUUUACUGACAACAUUUCCAUAUACGAGAAUACUUCCUGUGUAUCUUUAGACACAAAUAAUAACGUGGCAAAGCCUUCGUCGUCUAUAGUUGGCCGAACGAAAUAUUCUUCCACCGGAAAUAUUUCAAACAUUAACUGGGAAAUAAGCGGCCCUGAAAGCAUUCCUUACGACGAAAACAUCCUAUUAAGCGCCAAAAAGAGUUACAGCGACAAUAACUACGCUAAACCGAAAACAAUACGCGGACCGACCCCGUAUCACGAAAAUUAUACUUACAAUAAGCGUCGAAAUUCAGUUUCGCAGGCUAAUUACGAGAAGCCGAGUCAGGAUAUAAGCCAACGAAACGAGGAAGAUAUAAACGUUAGUUACUUCGAAACAAAUAAGAAGUUGGAAGAGAGCGAAACGGCCAAAGUAAUCUCGAUACACGAAGGCGACAAUUAUGACAAUAUAGAAAACAAUCCCGUAUACGGCAAAUUAGUGUCGAAAAAGAACAUUGAAGUUUCUCCGCUUAAAACAAAUAAAAAAGAACAAACUAUUACAGACACUGCCGAUCCUAUUAGAACUCUCAUUGAAGUUCCAGCAGAAAUUAAUAACGAAAGUGACGAGCAGUAUAAAACAAUAGUGGCCGUGGAAAGCGAAAACACAACGAGCGAAGAGGACAGUAAAUCAAACAAAUCGAAACAACAUAGUCACAACUACCUGAGGGAGUUCCUGGAGACGCAGAAAGGCUCGAAGAAACCCCUACAGAAUUUCAUUGCUAAAAAACUUUCUAAUCUAUCGCGUCGAAACUUCAAAGAUAAUCAAAGCUUAAGCGAAAACCAGUUUUUGUCGUUGCCCGAUAUUAGUGUGAGCGAAAAUUUGAAGAAGUGCGAGAAAAUCGAUAAAAAGUUGCGUAAGUGCGAGAAAGAUAAAAGUAAUUCCAAAGAAAACAGAUUCAUAGUAAACAUUGGCAGACAUUUUGAUAUUACGGCUAAUGCUAAUAUACCGGUGGAUUUCGAAGUUAAAAUCGCCAAGGUGCCCAAGAAAAAUAAAUCCGUAAAGAAGAAACCUGUAAGAAAAGAGAAAUCUGAUAAGCAGUUAAUUGAAGCAGUGAGAAACUUAAAACAAACUUUAAGCGCGAGCUCUAUAAGCCUUGAUGAGAACUAUAGACCACCAGAAAUAUUAGAAAGUAAAGAAGACUUCCUGGAUAAAGACAAAGACGAACUAGAAAUCGAAAUGGAGAAAACAGAGUGCACCAAAGAAUAUAAAGAAAAAGUUGACACGAUGAGAAACUAUUGGGGUAAAAUUGCGGAUACAGAAAAUAACAACGAUAUAGAAGAGGAAGGUUUAACAUGUAAAAUAAUCGAUUUGCAAACCAAAGUAGAAGAUGUUAAAAAACGGUUUGAACCGCAAGAACCGGAAGAAAAACCAUUUAAUAAAGUAACACUUGUAAAGCAGUUAUUUGAAGUAAACACCCCUGAGAAAAGAGAAAAAAUAUCGCCCUUAAUUAAGGAAAAUUGUAGCUAUUUUGAAAGAAACCCCAGGAAAAAUAUAUUUUUCGAUAGCGACGCAAUACAACUCGAAAGUCUCAACCCUAAUAUAGUGGAAAUCAUAGACAAGAAUACAAACAAAGAAGAAAAGCAUGAUAAACCGAAAUCAAACCACCAAAAACGCACAUUAUCAAAAUCAAACAGUACUGGUUACCCAGAAUUUGACCACGUUCGAUACAGAGUAGUAAAAUCCGACUUAUUCCAGAAAAAAAUAUUUGCAAAUUGUGACAAAGAAAGUCAAUUCAAGGGCUUAAUGCAGUAUCUACAAGACUACAGCUUCCAAGAACUUUUAAUAGACAAUAAUAUAGUUAUUAUUGAACCAAUUAGAAGUAAAGUACAAUACGAGCCAGUAAAAACUUCUAAAAAAAUUAGCACGAACGUAACGCCUUUAUUGCAAAAGAUUAAUAAUGAUGAUGAUGCUAAUAGUUUAAGAAAACAUUUCUUCUAUCACCCGAUACGUGUAAAUAAGGAAGUAAAUGAUGACGAACUGCCUAAUCCUGAUACGGUUAGGCAGGUGAGGCAAUUCUUCGAAUGCGGUUUAAAACGAUCACAGAGCAACCAAGAAAUCGAAAACUCGGGUAAAGAAAAAUAUGGCAAAGACGAUCCUGACAAAGAUCAUUGUUCUGCAACUGACUCAAAUUCGAAUCCUUCGAACAUUUCCGACUUUGGAAGUCAGGAAAAUCUUUUCGACGAUGAUGUAGAAACAGAGAAUUGUUGUGAACAGCAAUUUGUAAGCGAGGAUAUUCUUGAGAAAAUAAGAGAAUGCGGCUCAACCAUAACUUAUUACGGCGGCAGGGUGGUUAAGCAAGACAACGGUCAGCCCGUUUUAACAAAAGCUAUAAUGAGAGAAAUCCGGAACAACGAAAGGCGUAGCUGUAGCUGUAAAAAAUCCGGCGAAAACAAAGACGAUAACGACAUAUAUGAGGGCGUCAAGUUUAAAUUAGUUAAAUCUAAUAGUUGUAGCAGUAGGGUAGAGUUGGUGGGAACUAAGAAUUUAUCCGAUUCGAAAAAGAAAUACUUUGCAAGGUACAAAAAACUCCUGGAAGACAGAAACCAAAAGAAUGAAACAAAUACUUGCAUUAAAGAAGAGAUGAACGAGAAUGAUAAUUCACAAACUCAAAGCGAUAAUUUACAAAUUCAAACAAUAACAGAUAAGAAUGCUAUAAAUGAGAGCAUAAGACAAAGCUCCAUUAAUCACCAACCUAAAAUUAUAGGGGAAGAAAUGAAAAUUAAGGAUAACAAGUUGGUUCAAUGGGGAGAUGUAAAAAAAGAAAAAAUAUAUUCUUCGAUUACUUAUAGUGAUAAAUCAAACCAAAAAAAUUACUACGAAUUCCACAAUUACGACAAAAUUCAAGCGAACCCCCACAAACCUGAGAUGGAGUUCGAACCCUAUGAAGUGGCUUAGGUUAAGAAACAUCGAAUUAAAUUGUUAGUCAGUAUUUUAGGCAUUCCAAUGCUAAUGUGAUUAGUAUUAAAAGAAAUUGUAAAUUAUUGUAAAAUAUUUUUUGAAUAAGGAAAUGGGUAA
This is a messenger RNA of Brassicogethes aeneus, 3801 nucleotides long. The record is from the annotation of a GenBank genome assembly. NCBI's taxonomy places the organism in Eukaryota, Metazoa, Arthropoda, Insecta, Coleoptera, Nitidulidae.